Molecule: messenger RNA, 1460 nt
Organism: Fundulus heteroclitus (mummichog)
Lineage: Eukaryota; Metazoa; Chordata; Actinopteri; Cyprinodontiformes; Fundulidae
Product: C1q and TNF related 7
Exons: 3
Coding region: 152-1186 (344 amino acids)
Molecular function (GO): protein binding
Source: RefSeq, a predicted model, not a curated record
GUCCUGCCAGCCUUCUUCCACUACACCAUGGACUUGAUUCCACAUGCGCUCUCUGGGCUUGACUUGAUCGGAGCUGUUUGCCUUGGGAAGUUUGUAGAGCAGAGAGAACAGGGAGUGGAUCAGGGAGGAAGAGGAGGAGGGGGGAAGUUGGAUGCGCCGUGAGCCGUCGUCUGCAGCAGAGCAAAGAGUUCUGCACGCCAAACGUGUGACAGGAACAUGUUCUGCGAGGGCUUUGGUUGUGGUUGACCAAACAAGGGACGGAGACGUUCUAACGUGGGGACAUCAGUCGGCAGCACAGAUGCAGAGCUGUAAAGUAAGGGAUUUGAAGAUGUGGGCAUUGAUGGGAGCGAUCUAUCUGUGUCACUGCGUCACUGGGCAGCUGCUCGAGGCCAAGCUUAAAGGAGCGCCUCGAUUGGUCUGCAGUGUCCCCGGGCCACAGGGCCCGCCCGGCAAACCAGGUCCCGGCGGGCCCCCGGGAGUAGAUGGGAACGUCGGCAUUCCAGGAAGAGACGGCAGAGAUGGCAGAAAGGGGGAAAAGGGAGAAAAGGGAGAUACAGGGGUAAAGGGCAGAGUUGGACCAACAGGUAAAAUUGGAGAGCGAGGUGAACGUGGCCCUGCUGGCAAACGAGGCCCCGCAGGAGACAACGGAGGUGAGGGGCCCCCUGGGCCUCCAGGCCGCGAUGGAGAUAAGGGGGACAAGGGUGGACGAGGACCCCGUGGGACUGCGGGAAUCUGCAAAUGCGGCAGCCUGGUGCCCAAGUCCGCCUUCUCGGUGGGAAUCACCAGCAGCUACCCUACAGAGAAGACCCCCAUCAAGUUCAACAAGGUCCUCUUUAACGAAGGGGGACACUACAACCCGCAGACGGGCAAAUUCAUCUGCGCAUACCCGGGCGUUUAUUAUUUCUCCUAUGACAUCACACUGGCCAACAAACACCUGGCUAUUAGUCUGGUGCAGAACGGCCAGUACCGCAUCAAAACCUUUGAUGCCAACACAGGAAACCACGACGUGGCGUCGGGCUCCACUGUCAUGUUCCUGAACCCUGAGGAUGAGGUGUGGAUGGAGAUCUUCUACAGCGAUCAGAACGGCUUAUUCACAGACCCCAGCUGGGCCGACAGCCUCUUCUCUGGAUUCCUGCUCUAUGCAGACACAAACUACUUUGACACACUGGCAGCCGACUACGCAUAGAGCCUGAAGAACAGAGCAGGACCCCAGACUGUUUGUUACUGGUGUUUUCACUCAGUCAGAAAAGCUUUUAUAUGAACACACUACUUUUUUGUUCACAUGUUUGUACUGCUAGAGGUAUAGAAAAUAUUCAUGUAUUUGAUGAAGUGAUUUAUUUGUUCCUGGUGAAAAAAAAAUAUUUGGAUAGAUAAUUUGUUCAGGAAAAGAAAGCAUUCUAAAUUGAAAUGUGUGUCAAACCCUUUGGCAAGAAAGAAACAAUAAAAUUGGACAGAUAUUA